Molecule: messenger RNA, 4256 nt
Organism: Habropoda laboriosa
Lineage: Eukaryota; Metazoa; Arthropoda; Insecta; Hymenoptera; Apidae
Exons: 2
Coding region: 63-4256 (1397 amino acids)
Source: RefSeq, a predicted model, not a curated record
UGGAUAUUUUACAGAGAUUUUCAUUGCAUUGGUUGUGUUCAAUGUAAUAGUUGAAAAAUUAAAUGUGCAAACAAGAUACCUCAGACACAAUGGAUGCAACAAACAAUGGAACAUCAGGGAGUGCAGUGGCUUGUCCAGUAUGUACCCUCUAUUUGCGUGAGGGUAUCAGUUUACAAAGACAUUUGGACACUCAUCCAAAGGAGCAAGUCAUUGAAGCUCUUAUCAAAGCUAGUAGUAAUUCUUCGCAAUUGCAACAGACUCAAUUAUUACCAUCAUCAGCGCCUCCAGCAUCUUCAGCUAUACAAGCACCACAAAAUACACCUCAAGUUGCACAGAAUUCUCAUCUAUCAGCUCAAUCUCCAUAUCCUAUAGGACCUAUUUUUGAGUGUCCACCAAUUAGUACUGUGAUGCCACCUCAGUUUGCUUCAUUUAGUUAUCAGCAGUUUGUAAAUAAUGGCACUAUGAUGAUACCACAAUACACAAUGGCUCCACAAGUUAAUCAGAUGAUGCAAAUGCUAUAUAAUCCAUAUGGUAUGUACCAGCAGCAACAAAUACCAACUGUUCAAAUGAUUUCACCAGUCACAGCCAUACCUAAUACAGCUAGAGUUAAGCCAGUUGUGACUAUGGCUGGUGAAACAAGUGGUAGAACUGCCAUUGCUGUACCUGUAAAUAAUUCCGAGCCAAAACAAAUUUUACCUGAAAUUUUACCUGAAUCGGAACAGGAGUCUGAACAAGUGUUACCAGAUAUUAAUCUUCCAGUUUCUCCUCCAUCAUUAAAUGAAGAUACUUCUAUGCAGCAAAAUGAAAGUGAAGCUAGUACAAUUCCAAUAGGAAAUGAGGAAGAUGGACCCCAUAGUUCAAGUACUCCAAUAAAGCAUAUUGUGCAGAAUGAGUAUGAUAGCAUUCCAAGAUCAUUGGCAAUCACUUGUGUCACUGAUACACCAGAUGAUAAAGUUGAGAGUGUAUUACCAGAUAUUGAUGAUGGAGAAUCAUCAUGUGUUAAUACAGAUGUACAAUGUAAGUCUAUUGAUUAUGAAUCAUCAGAAAUUGAAACAUUUGAGCACACUUACAAAGAAGAUGAUGAUAAUGAUAAAAUUACUAUGCCUGAAGUGUCACCAAUAGUAACAGAAAUUGAAAGCGAAGAAGCAACUAAUGAAAAAGUUCCUUGCACUGAAGAGAAAAGUGAAAAUGAAGGUACCUUAACAGAAAAGCCUUUAGAAGAUACAAUAAAGGAAUCAGCUCAACCUGAAGUAGAACAAUUAGAGCGUCUUUUAAUCACCAUCAUAGACAAUGAAUUUAAUGAUACAUCACAGAGAGAAUCCACUUCUGAGGAUGACCAAAAGAAAAAUGAAGAUACAAAGCAAAGUCCUUCUUCUGAAAAAAUAGAAAGUGUAAUCCAUGAAACAACUAAUAUUUCCAGUGAACAUGAAAGCAGUUGUAAAUCUGAUAUAGACCUAAAACUUAGUGAACAUGAAAGCAGUUGUAAAUCUGAUAUGGAAUUAAAACUUAGUCAAAAUUCGGAAAAUGAUAUAGAGAUUACUGAAGAAAAGAAGAGCCCUUGUUUUUCAUACCAUUAUAAAAACAGUUUAUCUGCACCUGCAUCACCUGCUCUACAAAAGAGACCUCGUAGAACCUACUCUGUUUGUUCAGAAUUUGGUUCAAAUGAAAAUCUCAAUUCUUAUCCAAUUGGUUUUGAUGCAAAUACAUUACAAGAUGAAGAUGAUGAAGAUGAAAAGAAUGAAGCAGAAGAUAAUUUUGAUGAGGCAGAUAUGGAAAUAGAAGAAAUACCUAGCCCACAUACUCCUUUCACUAAAUAUGGUGAGAGUUCUGAACAUGUCAGAUCACAUACUCCAUUAUCUGUAAGUAGUGGUAUAUCUGUUUUAAGGGUCAGAAAAGAUCUCAGUAAACCAUGUUCACCUGCUUCGGUACAUUCAUUUUGUCAUAUGGAUGCUAAUGGUAUAAAUCAUGAUGAAGAAAGUAAUGCAGCAAUGGAUGUAUCACCAGAAAAAGAUCCUAUUGAUUGUUCUUCAGCAGUACAGGAUGUAAAGGUUGAUCAAUCAGAACUUCCCUUAAGUGAAAAUGAGAAAAAAAUGGAAGGGAAUUCGGCAUAUCAAUCUGUAAUCACUGAGCAUAUAAGUUCAUUUCCUACAAUUCAUUCACAACAUUCUCAACAAUCAACAUCAAUGGAUGAAUCAUACAAUACACCAAAUAAAAGUAAUAACCUUGUAAAUUUGUCAGAAUCUAGUGAUGUUGCAAGUAGUUCUGAUUCAAAAAGUUUUCAUUCAUCUAAAUCAAUUAUACAAAAGCAAUCAGUGGAACUUCUUAGUUUAAAUGAAGAUGCCCAUGCAGGUCCAAUGAAUGUAUUUGAAUUUGAUGGGCUUCAAAUCUUAGUUCCUAGUACAUUUAUAAGUGAUUCUUCACAAAAAGCUGUUAGUGCAACCAGCCAACAAUCCAUGGCAAGUAGUGAAGGUGGAGUAGGUGCAGAUGAAGAGGUUAAAAGCAUUAACAUGAGAGCUGAUGAAACUAUGCCACCCAGAGGUGAAUUAUCUGAACAAGAAAGCAAUGGAUGUACAGAACAGUCUGCGUGGCAGUUAUACACUGGUCAAGAAUCAUCACGGAUGUCAACCUCUUACGAUUUAAUGGCACGCGAAAGUUGGGAAGAAUCUGAAGGAUCAGACAAUGAAAUUGGAGGCCCACUAUUAGAUAGCAGAUCUUUAGCGACACAUUUUACAUCAAGUUUAUUUUUAGAUCGAGAUAGGAAAACUCCUACGAAAAGAACAUUCAAAUGUUAUCAUUGUCCACAAGUAUUUGAAUGCCCGAAAGAACGUCGAGUACAUAGUACCACCGCGCACAAAGAAGCUGGACCGAGUAGCAGUAGAGAAUCUACCGAUCAACCUGAAGUAAAGGAUAUUAAGUUACUGGAUGGCCGUAUGAAUGUGUUUGAAGAUAUUUUUGUACCAGGUUUACAUGUUCAACAAGUUUAUCAUCAACAACCACUGUUACAUCAACUUCAACCUCCACAAUCAUCAGAAUUGACUACAAAAGUAGAAACAGAUCAAAAAAUUGAAACGUUAGUAAUACCAUCAAACAUUGAAGUGAUUUGCACACUUUGCAAUCAAAGAUUUAGUAGUGAAAAAUCAUUACAGCUACAUCAUAGAAGAGUACAUAUUGCAGAAACAACAAAACGAAUUCGCGAGAGCACCAAGUGCCAGAUAUGUCAUGAAGAAUUUCCUUCACUUUUAUUGUUUAAUGCCCAUUUAAAAAUACAUCCAUUAGAAUGUAGUCAGUGUGGAAAGUAUUUUUAUAGAAAACAAAAUUUCAAGCUACACAUGAAACGACAUUUAGGAAUUAAACCAUUUCCGUGUACCGUUUGCGAUAAAGCAUUUUUAACGAAACAAAAAUUGGACGAACAUACUAAUGGUCAUACCGGGAAUGCACCUGUUAAGUGUAAUCUUUGCAAUGAAACAUUUCGUAGAUAUUCAAAUUUAACUCAGCACAAAAAUAGACAUCAUCUGAAUAUAAAGAAGAAAUUGAAAGAUUACAUAUGUCAUUGUGGUGAGGUUUUUCAUACAAAGAAAAAAUUAGCUUGGCAUAAAGAAACACACGAUGAAAAACCCAAAGCAUGUACAUAUUGCAAUGAAAGAUUCAUUCACAUGGCCAGCUUGACUCGACACAUGCGCCGAGCUCAUAACAAAAGAUUCGUUCCAGAUGCUCAAAGAGAGAGCGAAAAUGUUGAAUGUCCCGUAUGUAAGUGUAUUUAUUUGCGAUCUUCCUUAGCAGUACAUAUGCGAGUUCAUAAUGGUGAAAGACCAUAUGAAUGUCAAGUUUGCUCUAAAGCAUUUAGUACUAAGUGGAACUUACAAUUGCACAAAUGGACUCACGCUGCCCGUAGCACCAAACCUUUCAAGUGUAAUCAGUGUAGUGGCGCGUUUUACCGGCACAGUGAUUAUACUGCUCAUAUGAAUUCUCAUAGAAACGUGCGUCCUUACACCUGUAACUAUUGUGGAGCGCAGUUCAUACGAAAGUAUAAUUGUUUGAGGCAUGUAAAAGAACACGAAGAGAACAAAGCAUAUACAUGCGAUGUAUGCAACAAAACUUUUCAUAGAUCAUAUUACCUAAAAGAACACUUGCGAGUACAUUCAGGUGCCAGACCAUAUACAUGUCAUAUUUGUGGAAAAUCUAGCGGUACGAAAUCCAAUCAUAACAAACAUGUCAGAAUUCAUCAUGCACGAGAACCUGUAACUACCGAAAAUUAA